UUGACUUCAAAAUUCAUAAAUGUUGUUUCGGUUAUUCAAAAUUUUUUCAAAAUUCAUCCCCACGCCAGAUUUUGUUGCCAGCGGAGGGCACUCCUCUCCCUUGCAUCUGUGCCAAGAUGUCGUUACUUUGCUUGCAAGGGCAAAAAGAAGAGUGAACCUCGGCUGGACCGGGGACCCUAUGCCUCCCAGCUGGACUAUCAGUCGCGCCUGCAGUUCGCCACUCCUGCUCUAAGUGUGCCCCUCAGCAGCAUCAUCUGCACAAUCGGACCAUCGUCCACCUGCCCGGAAAUGCUGUUGGAGCUCAUUCGAGCGGGGAUGCGGGUGGUCCGCUUAAACUUCUCCCAUGGCUCCCACGAGUACCACUGCCAGACGAUACGCGCCGCUCGGCAGGCCAUUGAAAUGUUCGUGGAGCAAACGGGUCUUCCGAGGGCCGUGGCCAUCGCCUUGGACACCAAGGGUCCGGAAAUCAGAACGGGCAAGCUGGCGGGCGGCAGUGAAAUCGAGCUCCGGCCUGGAGAAACCAUCGCACUGAGCACCAAAAAAGAGCUCGAGGAAAAGGGCACCAAGGAGAGACUCUACGUGGACUACGAACGGUUGCCGGCAAUCGUGAAACCCGGAAACAGGAUCUUUGUCGACGACGGACUAAUCGCACUGGUGGUAAAGGAGUCCAAGGGUGACGAGGUGGUCUGCCAGGUGGAGAACGGCGGGAAGCUGGGCUCCAGCAAGGGAGUCAACCUGCCGGGCAUUCCGGUGGACCUGCCCGCCAUCACCGAGCAGGACAAGCGGGACCUAAAGUUCGGGGCGGAGCAAAAAGUGGACAUGGUCUUCGCCUCCUUCAUCCGCAACGCAAAAGCGGUGGCGGAGGUCCGUCAGGCGCUCGGACCAUCGGCCAAGCACAUCAAGAUCAUCUCGAAGAUCGAGAACCAGCAGGGCUUGGCCAACAUAGACGAGAUCAUCCGCGAGUCGGACGGCAUAAUGGUGGCCCGCGGGGACAUGGGCAUCGAGAUCCCAACGGAGGACGUGCCACUGGCCCAGAAGUCCAUCGUGGCCAAGUGCAACAAGGUGGGCAAGCCGGUGAUCUGCGCCACUCAGAUGCUCGAGUCCAUGGUAAAGAAGCCUCGUCCCACCCGUGCCGAGGCCUCCGACGUGGCCAACGCAGUCUUCGACGGCUGCGACGCCGUGAUGCUGUCCGGCGAAACGGCCAAGGGAAAGUACCCAGUGGAGUGCGUGCGGUGCAUGGCCAGGAUCUGCGCCAAGGUCGAGGCGGUGCUUUGGUACGAGAGCCUGCAGAACAGCCUCAAGCGGGAGAUUCGCACCACUGCCGCCGAUCACAUCUCGGCGAUUACCACAGCGAUCGCAGAGGCGGCCACUGUGGCCCAGGCCAAGGCCAUCGUGGUGGCCAGCCCCUGCGCCAUGGUCGCCCAGAUGGUCAGCCACAUGCGACCGCCGUGUCCCAUCGUGAUGCUCUCUGGCUGCCAGUGCGAGGCGGCCCAGACCCUCGUAUUCCGCGGAGUUUACCCACUGCUCGUCGAUGAGAUGGUCGACGGGAGCUUCAACUUUCGACGCAUCAUGCAGUCGGGCCUCAAGCUGAUGGCCAAGUUGGACAUCCUGGAGCCUGGCAAGCAGGGAUCGGUGGUGCUGGUGAAUGCCAUGUCUGCCGACAAGAUCAUCUUCCGGCUGAUCACCUUCCGGCAGCCGACCGUCGAAGAACGAGAUCAGGAGGAGCGCUGCCGCCAACUGGCACUGGAACAGCGCUGCAAGGAGAAAGCUCUCAAGGAGUCCUGCCAAAAACUGAAGAGAGAGGAGGAGUGUCGCAAACUGCAGAAAGCGGAGGAGUGCCGCAGACUGCGAGAAGCGGAGAAGUGCGAGCAGAUGAGCCAGGCCGAUAAGUGUAGAGAAUUUAAUGAAAAUCAAACCGUCUGUCCAAAGAUAGACGAUGAGUCUGCAAAAUGCAACCAAAUAGGUGAAGAUUCGAAGUGUAAACUAUCCGAAGAGAACCAAACUAGGGAAGAAUUUGAAAAGUACUGUCAGUUCGCCAAAGAUCAGAGAGAGAAGCUGGAAGCUAAUAAAUGCACGGAACUAGAUGAUGCUAAAAAAUGUAAAAGGCUUAAGGAAGCUGAAAAGUGCAAGAAAUUGCAGGAAGCUGAAAAGUGCAAGAAAUUGCAGGAAGCUGAAAAGUGCAAGAAAUUGCAGGAAGCUGAAAAAUGCAAAAAGAUUGAAGAAGCUGAAAAUUGCAAGAAGUUAACGGAAACUCCAAAAGAUGCGGAUUGUUGCAAUAUACAGGAAGAAGAAGAGAAAGCCAAGUUAGCCGAAGAGCAGAAAAAGAAUGAGGCGGAACUUAAGAUUAUCGAGGAGGAAGUCGCUAAACUGGAAGCCGCGGCAAAAGCCGAGCGAAUGGAGAAGGACAAAAAAAAGGAAGCGGAAAUCAAGAAUUGCAAAGAGUAUUGUGAGGCCAAAAAAAUGAAAAAACAGGAUGAAGAGUGCAAAAGAGAGGAGAAAAGGAGAAAAUUGGCUGAACUGGAGGAAAGAUGGAAGGAGGUUGAAGCUAAGAGAAAGCAGAUAGAAGAAGCUAAGUUUUGCAAGAAAAUGGCGGAUGAAAAGGAAAAAGCCAAAGCAGAAGCGGACGACAAGAUUUUAAAUGCUGUUUGCAAAAAACUAAAAGAAUCUCACUUGGAUCCUAAUUGCAAGUCCAACGGAAAGAAAUAGGCAACGGUUUCUUAAUAGUUGUUUAGGCUGCAGGAAAUCAAAUUUAAUAGAUUAAAAAUAAAUUUAUUCGACCGCUUCAUUUCAAAUUCAAAA
Drosophila ficusphila is the source of this 2799-nucleotide messenger RNA. RefSeq names its product pyruvate kinase. NCBI's taxonomy places the organism in Eukaryota, Metazoa, Arthropoda, Insecta, Diptera, Drosophilidae. Gene Ontology annotation, cellular component: cytoplasm. The record is from RefSeq and is a predicted model, not a curated record. Gene Ontology annotation, molecular function: potassium ion binding; magnesium ion binding; pyruvate kinase activity. The coding region runs from base 289 to 2706 and encodes 805 amino acids. Gene Ontology annotation, biological process: glycolytic process. The transcript is spliced from 2 exons.